GAACAUAUGCAUACAUAUGUUAGUUUACUACUUACUGCCGCAACCAUGCAACCGUACAACUCGUCAUAGGAGAACAAAGAAGAAGAAGCAGAUUGUGGAAGUAGACGUGAAUAAGAAGUGGACGAAAUUAUUUCAUAGAGCCCAGCCCCAGUUAAAAAUUUCUGAUUUUAACAAAAAAAUAUUGCCAAUUUAGACGACAGCUGCGCAAAAACGCAAAGAAACAAGCUACACAAACAUGCAGACUAUCAAGUGUGUUGUUGUCGGCGAUGGUGCCGUGGGUAAAACUUGCUUACUCAUCUCUUACACGACCAAUAAAUUUCCUUCGGAGUAUGUGCCCACCGUAUUCGAUAAUUAUGCGGUGACAGUUAUGAUCGGCGGCGAGCCAUACACUCUGGGCCUAUUCGAUACGGCCGGACAGGAGGAUUACGAUCGCCUGCGUCCACUGUCUUAUCCACAAACAGACGUUUUUCUCGUCUGCUUCUCAGUAGUCAGUCCCAGUUCAUUUGAGAAUGUAAAGGAGAAGUGGGUACCGGAAAUCACGCACCAUUGUCAAAAAACACCCUUCCUAUUGGUUGGCACACAAAUCGAUUUGCGUGACGAGAGCAGCACUUUAGAGAAAUUGGCAAAGAACAAACAAAAGCCCAUUACCAUGGAACAAGGCGAGAAGCUGGCCAAGGAAUUGAAAGCAGUCAAAUAUGUGGAAUGCUCCGCUUUAACACAGAAAGGUUUGAAGAACGUUUUUGAUGAGGCCAUCUUAGCAGCGUUGGAGCCACCAGAACCAUCCAAGAAAAGGAAGUGCAAAUUCUUAUAAUUUUAUGUAUUUAUUUAUAAACGACAUUUCAAACAAAUAGCAAAAGCAAGAGAACUAACAAUAACAACAAAAUAAGCUUGCAAACGCGUAUGAAUUCAUUCUAUGCACAUGAAAAAAUAAAAAAAAAUAUAUAAGUUUUGUAAACGAUUUGUCGAGAAGAGUCAACAGCACUCAUUGUAGUGUGGAAACCGUAAAUUCGAGUGGCGGGAUUGGCGUGUGGGAAAAAUACAAUAACAAAAAUGUAUUGUUAGCGUCGAGCGCAAAAAAAUUAAGUAUUUGUAUUUUGGGAAUGAUAGGGUCUGUCUAUUUUGUACAAGUUGGUGGUAAUAUGAAUAAUAUGGCAACACAUACACACACAAAUAGCAAUAAAUAAGAUUUUUCUAAAACAAAACAAAAAACAACAAUAGUUAAUAUUGAAAUACGGCAGUAUAAAAUUAACGCGUUCGUUUUGGAUUUUUUCAAAUUACCGCAUAAAUAUGUAUACAUACGGCAAUAUAAAGAAAUAUAUAUAUUUAAAAAUAUAAAAUUAUUUAUAUGCGCAGCAUGCCAUUGAAGGUACAGUGCG
This is a messenger RNA of Bactrocera tryoni, 1376 nucleotides long. RefSeq names its product cdc42 homolog (gene Cdc42). The coding region runs from base 236 to 811 and encodes 191 amino acids. Gene Ontology annotation, molecular function: GTP binding; GTPase activity. The record is from RefSeq and is a predicted model, not a curated record. NCBI's taxonomy places the organism in Eukaryota, Metazoa, Arthropoda, Insecta, Diptera, Tephritidae. The transcript is spliced from 4 exons. Gene Ontology annotation, biological process: small GTPase-mediated signal transduction.